GGCAGCUGUGAAGAGGUGUUCCAGGCCAGGAAAACGGCUCUGCGUUCCACGUUUCGUCUGCAUUCCUUGUGUUUGCAUCAGAAACGCCAUGUUUAUGUCACCCUUAUAGUUUUCUACUGGGUUAUUGUCCUGGGACUGGGUUGACCACGCCAUAUUUUACUCCUGUUGCCAUGGAACCCCCUUUCUGGGGUGUUUGGGAUCGUUGUCUUGUUGGAACCUCCAUUUUAGAUUAUUUUCUCUUCAGCGUAAGGCAAGAUGACCUCUAUAUGUGUUUUGAUUUAUUCAAACUGAUCCAUGAUCCCUGCUGGGUUUUAAAAUCGGCCCAACACCGUGAUAGCUAAACAAACAUACAAAAGCACCAAAAAGAUAAUAUAGAAGAAAAAAAAACACAAUUUAGGAGGAUCAGGAACUAAGGAAACACAGGUUUUUGCUCGACAAAUAUCCGUUCGGGUCAGUGACAGGAUGUCCAGGAAAACCACCUGGAGGAACACGGCCAGUGACGCCGUGAGCCUCCAUCAGGACCAAGCCCUCAGCACGACCAUGUUACUGCUCAGGUCCUUUGGCCCGGCUGCGUUUCUGCUGAGAGAGGACGGAGAGACGCGGAGCUUUAAGGUGUGCCUGGGCGAGCCGCAUACAUGCACCUGUCCUGCGUUCACCAAGGAGCAGCAGCCGUGCAAACACAUCUGCUGGCUUUUUCUGCGGAAGUUCAGGCUACCCAGAGAGCACGAGUAUGCAUUUCAGCUCGGGUUAUCGGAGCGACAGCUGUUGGAGGUGCUCCAGGGUUUACACCUGGCUGAAGCCCGCCGGACGGAGCUCGACGCCUCUGCUGCUGCUGGGAACCCCGGCCGAAACGUUCCAGGCCAGGAGGUUGGAAGCGUCUGCCGGAAAGUGAUUCAGGCCCAGGAUGUGUGUCCGAUCUGUCAGGAGGGGCUGCUGCUGAAAAAACAGCCUGUGUCUUACUGCAGGUUCAGCUGCGGUAACAGCGUGCACAUCUCCUGCAUGAAGAUGUGGGCCGACCACCAGAGGCUGUCAGACAGUCAGGAGAUGCUGAAGUGCCCCCUGUGCAGGGAGGACUUUAGUUCCCUGAAGCUGCUCCAGGAGCAGGUGAAGAAUGCAGCCAAGCUCUUCACCGCUGCAGAAAGAGAGAAACCAGACAGACACCUGGGAGUGCUCUGCUGCAGCUGCCGAGUCUGCCCCAUCACUGGGACCUGUUUCAAAUGCACCAUCUGCAGUUCUUUGUAUCUGUGUGAGAACUGCACGAGGAAAGGCUGCCACUCACAACAUCCACUUGCUUUAAGAGCAACAAGAAAAGAAAAGUGGAUUCUUGUGGCUGCAGGCUCCACCGGAGAUCCAAAACCACAAGAUGAAAGCACUGUUGCAGAGUUUUUUGCAGACAGCGUGUUAGAGGGUCUGCCAGCAGUCAAAGUGAGGUCAGGCUCUCUGCUGCUGAAUGAGGGGAUGCAGUGUCGGAUCUGCCUGGAGAGUUUUAGACUGGGUCAACAGGUCCGAACUUUGCCCUGUCAUCACAAGUUUCACAUGGACUGCGUGGACCAGAUCCUCCUGAGGUCAAACUCAUGUCCCUUGGAUGGAUAUGUCAUAUUCAGCCAGAAGACAACUGAUAGGAACACAUCUCCUAAGUCCAUCUGUACCAAGAAGCAGGAAAUUGACUUAAAGGACCUGUUUGUUCCUGGGAUACCAUUGCACGCUCAAAGUGCUAGACCCUCUCCUGCAUGUGGAGCUCUUAACUUGGAGGUACUACUGGAUACCUUGCCUUUUAGUCAUCCAAUACAGAAGUCUUGCGCAAGUUCCGCCAAAAAGACACGAGACAACAAGGCUGCAAGGCGAACUAAAGUGCACCUGAAAGACAUGAACGAGGUAAAAGCAGCCACCUUGGAGCUGAGGAUGACUGGAGUUUCAAUAAACACUCAAAUGUAAAGGCUUA
Messenger RNA from Girardinichthys multiradiatus, 1942 nucleotides. RefSeq names its product zinc finger, SWIM-type containing 2 (gene zswim2). The record is from RefSeq and is a predicted model, not a curated record. The transcript has 10 exons. NCBI's taxonomy places the organism in Eukaryota, Metazoa, Chordata, Actinopteri, Cyprinodontiformes, Goodeidae. Gene Ontology annotation, molecular function: zinc ion binding; ubiquitin protein ligase activity. The coding region runs from base 463 to 1935 and encodes 490 amino acids.